AUGAAUUGGCUACCUUUCGCCUUAUUUGUUCUUUAUCAGCUGUCCGUGACUACUGGGGCUAGGACAGUAGACGUGUUUGAGUUCGGCAAUAAUGUAGGGACUGUAUCAUUUACAAAAACUGGUAAGAUUAGUUUACUGGAUAAAAAUGUCAAAGUGCCAAUCGUCCUGCCUCCAUGCAUGGAUUUACGAUACGUUCGCGUCAACGUCGACAAUAAACGAGGGCCCCCGAAGGUUGAUUUCGACGCUGACGUCACGACUGUGAGCAUAAGGUACAGAAGACUCCAAUACAGCAAAUCUACCUUCACGGUCGUCGCUAAAGCUGUCCCCAUGAAGAACUGUAAGAGCGAAGAUGACUAUGAUUACGAGUAG
Messenger RNA from Leptosia nina, 369 nucleotides. The record is from the annotation of a GenBank genome assembly. NCBI's taxonomy places the organism in Eukaryota, Metazoa, Arthropoda, Insecta, Lepidoptera, Pieridae.